Messenger RNA from Plodia interpunctella (Indianmeal moth), 2285 nucleotides. Its product is annotated as sphingomyelin phosphodiesterase 1-like. Bases 253 to 2214 code for a protein of 653 amino acids. NCBI's taxonomy places the organism in Eukaryota, Metazoa, Arthropoda, Insecta, Lepidoptera, Pyralidae. Gene Ontology annotation, molecular function: acid sphingomyelin phosphodiesterase activity. Gene Ontology annotation, cellular component: lysosome. The record is from RefSeq and is a predicted model, not a curated record. The transcript has 11 exons. Gene Ontology annotation, biological process: ceramide biosynthetic process; sphingomyelin catabolic process.
AAAUAACAGCAACUCGGAAGUUGAGUAUAAAACAAUAACAAUAUUAAAAAUGCCUAUUUAAAAUAAACAGUUAUUAUAGAUGUUUUAUAACUGCCAGUGUUUGGUUGUCCCUGAAGUUUUAGCCGUGUUACAACACGCAUGGUAACAAUAUACAUAUAUCCACAAACUUUGUUGUCUGUACCUAUGUAGAUAAAUAAAACCAAUUCUAAGGUGACUUCAUCCUUAUCAUUAGUAGACGAGCGAUCAUAUAGAAUGAAAGUGCUAAUUCUAUUGAUAUUUAUGUUCAUAUGUUUGAGUGGGGCCAGACAACUGGUGUCUCUCGAUGAAACCGGAAUACUAUUUAAGAAGUUCGUUUUGAAUGAACUCAGCGAAGCAGAGGCGUCUACUUUAAAGGAGCUGUUUCAACUCUUGCGCAGACCUAAAUAUGUGGCAGCUACACAAAGAGAAAUAAAAUUCACGGCAUCUCGAACGGCGUACAAUCGGAAUCUCAUAUGCAUUCUAUGUCGCAGUACACUGAACGCUCUAUUCGAGGGCAUAGCCGAGGGUCAGACGGACGAGCAGCUUGAGGAAUCUAUCACAACGCUAUGUGUGGAGAUAGGCAUUCAGAACCGGAACGUUUGUACAGGCGCUGUCAAACUUAAUUUGCCAUUGAUUAUCUACAUAAUCCGGAACACUCCCGAGGCGGCUCCAAUGACAUAUUGUUCGCUGUUGCUGCAGAACUCUGAAUCCAACGUGUGUCCCCACAACGACACGCGGUUUGAGUGGCAGGUGGACUUGCCGCCGCCGCCUGAAUUUGUCCCAACACCAUUAAUAGACACGUCACCUAUAAAAGUGGCAGUCGUAACUGACGCCCACAUCGACCCGCUGUACGAAGCGAAUGGAGUCGCCAACUGCGACGAACCCACCUGCUGCAGAGUGGGUCAAAAACCGGCCCCUUAUAUGACCCAAAAUGAUAUUGACGACAACCUGUAUGAGAAUGCGGUUGUUGAGAGAGAUGGAGAGAAAAUGUUUAAUCUCAGCUUAGCUCGGGAAAUACAAUCUCUAAGGUCCCAAUCUAUAGUGGCCAGGCAAAAUGCAGAACCAGCUGGAUAUUGGGGGGACUAUAGAAACUGUGACUCUCCUAUAUGGGCUUAUGAUGAUCUCAUUGAAAGAAUUGCCGAAGCUCACAAGGACAUCGAUUUUGUUUAUUACGUCGGAGAUACGAUAGACCACGGAGUUUGGGAAACAUCAUACGAGUUGAUCAAAGCUAUGCACCGUCAUUUAGUGGAGAAAAUGAAAUCUUCUUUUGGCGAAAAACUUGUCAUCCCUACGAUUGGCAAUCACGAGUCGCACCCUACAAAUCAAUUCGCACCAAACUAUAUUGUUGGCGAGUUCAACACAACUUGGCUGUAUGAGGCUUUGGCAGACAAAUGGGGCUCCUAUUUGCCAGAGGAAGCCAGGGCGUCGCUGCUAAAGACGGGAGAAUUCGUUAUGAAACCAAGACGUGGAUUGAAAGUCAUUGUCAUCAAUAACAACGUUGCGUACAAAUAUAACUGGUGGUUAGUAUUCGACCCCGCAGAUGCGAAGAGGCAUUUAGACUGGUUGAUACAGGAGUUGCGUGAAUCUGAGUUGGCGGGCGAAAAGGUGCACAUUCUAUCACACAUCCCGCCAGGAACACAAGACCUGACGCACACCUGGACCAGGGAAUAUAACAGAAUAGUCAACCGAUUUUCUUCUACUAUCGCCGCAGAAUUCAACGGCCACGUGCAUUACGACGAGUUUAAGCUGUUCUACAGUCCAGAUGGCGCUCCGGUCAAUGUGGCGUGGGGGGGCGGGGCUGCUACAGCUUAUACCAAAUACAAUAUGAAUUACAAGAUCGUGGAGUUUGAUAGCUCUACCUUUCAACCAGUAAGCAUGGAAUGCUACACGUACAACGUGACGGAAGCCAACCUGACGCCCAACCGCCGCCCGCACUGGUUCCUACUCUAUGACUUCAAAAACUCCUUCGACUUGCCCGACCUCUCCCCUAUCUCCAUAGACAAUCUAGUCAAUGCCAUGUCAUCCAACGCCCAUUAUCUAGAUUUAUAUUCAGCCUAUUCUUCUAGACUAAGCGAUGCCCGGUGGCCGGCUUGCGAUCAAGCCUGCAAAAUGAACUACCUUUGCAGUUCGGUUAUAACUGUAUUGUGGGAACGAGAGAAGUGUGAAGAAAUAACUGCUUUGAUAAAUCUGAAAUAAUUUAUACAUUUAUACUAUAAAUUAACUCAGAUAUUUCGGUUAUAACUUAGUAAAAUAAAUUAUUAUUUAUC